CGCGGGACAUGUGAGGGCACAUCCCGCGAGCUGCCGCCCGACGCGCAGACGGCCCGGGGAGCGAGCGGGCGAACGGGCGAGAGCGGGCGGGAGGGCGCGGAGCAGCGGCGGGGGCCGAAGCCCGGCGCGGGAGGCACCGGGCGCGCCGGCCGGGCGGCAGGGAGAGCCGGCGGGGCGCGCCGCGGCCCCGGCCCCGCGCGCGCCCAUGACGGCGGCCGUGCUGCGGGAGGGCGUGCUGGAGAAGCGCAGCGGCGGGCUUCUGCAGCAGUGGAAGCGCAAGCGCUGCGUGCUCACCGAGCGCGGGCUGCAGCUCUUCGAGGCCAAGGGCGCGGGCGGCCGGCCCAAGGAGCUCAGCUUCGCCCGCAUCAAAGCCGUGGAGUGCGUGGAGAGCACCGGGCGCCACAUCUACUUCACGCUGGUGACCGAGGGCGGCGGCGAGAUCGACUUCCGCUGCCCGCCCGAGGACCCCGGCUGGAACGCGCAGAUCACCCUGGGCCUGGUCAAGUUCAAGAACCAGCAGGCCAUCCAGACCGUGCGCGCCCGGCAGAGCCUCGGGACCGGGACCCUCGUGUCCUAGACCGCAGGCUAACGUCUUCACUUCCCGCGGCCAUGGACGCGGUGUCGUGGGUCGUGUCAGAUGCCGCUCCCUCCCGGGGGAACCGGGCGCAGGUUGAGGAAGGAUCUAGUUGUCAUUUCUCCCGUGGAAACCUGUAUCCCCUCGCCCCACUACCACCUCCACCCUCCUGACUCUCCCUGUCCUGCAGCUUCUCACCUCACCAGCUUCCAUGCCCCCUUUGGCUCGUGGGGCGUGACUGUGCUCCAUUUGGUGAGGCAGAGGCCGUGGACGUGUGGAGGAGGCGUUGGAGCGUAAGGGGCGGCCGGGGCCGGGGAGCAGGUCAAAGGCCCCGAGGGGCUGAGGAUGAAGAUCCAGCCCCUGGGUACGCAGACUCUCAGGAUGUACCGGCUCAGGACCUUCCGGCCACCGGCCUGGCCUCCGAGAUUGUGAUGGGGAGCUGGCAUCCAAGCCCCCUCCCGCCACGGCCCUGUGUCUCUUCUGCAGACUGCUAAUCAGCACCCCCCCCCCACCCCGGCUUGGUGCCGUGCCUGGAGGAAGGCAGUCCCCCGGGGGCGCUGAGCCAGCGCCCCAGGACUCGGGAGGCCAGGCUGGCGCUCAGAAGAGGAACCACCUGGGCUCGCCUCUGGAUUUACUUUGGCGGGGGUAGCUGAUGGGUCUGAGGCCCACACCUGGGGGUCAUCUGCUGCUUGGGUCCUUCUGGGACCCCCACCCAUCCAGGCCUCUCUUUGCACAGUUCUUCCCCCUUCCUGCCCCUCUUCCCCCACUGCGGUACUAGGCCUGGAGGUGGCGGGGUGGUUGGGGGGUCAGCCGUUACCAUUUCACACCUGUCCACAAAUGCAGACGCCCUGCAAAGGGCAGUGACCACA
This is a messenger RNA of Balaenoptera musculus (blue whale), 1443 nucleotides long. RefSeq names its product pleckstrin homology like domain family A member 3 (gene PHLDA3). Gene Ontology annotation, biological process: positive regulation of apoptotic process; negative regulation of phosphatidylinositol 3-kinase/protein kinase B signal transduction; intrinsic apoptotic signaling pathway in response to DNA damage by p53 class mediator. Lineage: Eukaryota; Metazoa; Chordata; Mammalia; Artiodactyla; Balaenopteridae. The coding region runs from base 206 to 577 and encodes 123 amino acids. Gene Ontology annotation, cellular component: plasma membrane. Gene Ontology annotation, molecular function: phosphatidylinositol phosphate binding. The record is from RefSeq and is a predicted model, not a curated record. The transcript is spliced from 3 exons.